Pisolithus orientalis is the source of this 578-nucleotide messenger RNA. Its product is annotated as Tautomerase/MIF superfamily. Bases 112 to 495 code for a protein of 127 amino acids. NCBI's taxonomy places the organism in Eukaryota, Fungi, Basidiomycota, Agaricomycetes, Boletales, Pisolithaceae. The record is from RefSeq and is a predicted model, not a curated record. Gene Ontology annotation, molecular function: phenylpyruvate tautomerase activity. The transcript has 6 exons.
AUCAUGCCGGAUGCAUUUUGAGUCCCCUGGGUACCCCUUCAGCAAAUUCCCACGGAUACUGGCGCUUAGAUAUGUGAUCUUGCUCAAGCCUGAUCCUCUCGACCACCCACCAUGCCUUUGAUUUGGCUCACUACCAACGUGAAACUGGAAUCGGACGAUGCCUUCAGGACAUUCGUCUGCGAAUUCAGGCGGUUUGCUGCUCAGACUAUCGGGAAGGACGAGAACGCCUUCAUUAUCGACUGCCAGUACAAUCCUUUCUUGACAUGCAGAGGAGGGUUUGAGCCCUCAGUCUUGGUUCAAGUUAUGAGCCUUUUCAAUACCAAUGCGGAGAAUUCCAUUAUAUGGUCGAAGGCCUUCUCGGAUUUCUUCGAAGAAAAACUAGGGGUUCCUCCCGAUCGGGCAGUUAUGGCUUUCCUGGACGCUGGCCCUGAUUUUAUUGGCAUGAAGGGAACCACAGCAUCGGUGAUACGCGCCAACGCAGCGAAGCAGACUUGAGAGCGCGUGCAAGCUGAAAUUGAUCGUAAACACAAAUGCCAAAUGUCAUCGGUGGAAUACAUAUAUAGCGUUCGAAUGUCCGG